Penicillium longicatenatum is the source of this 705-nucleotide messenger RNA. RefSeq lists its product as uncharacterized. Lineage: Eukaryota; Fungi; Ascomycota; Eurotiomycetes; Eurotiales; Aspergillaceae. The transcript has a single exon. The record is from RefSeq and is a predicted model, not a curated record. The coding region runs from base 1 to 705 and encodes 234 amino acids.
AUGGAUCUCCAAGGAACUCCCAUUGCUCCCGGCACCCGCAGCACCAAGGUCACCACCGACCCCCUUGCCUCUCAGCAACCUAUCGAAGAGCCCGCCGGCCCUGUCCCUACCGGCUCUCUUGCAGCCGAGUCAGCCCGCUCAGGCGGUGGAUUCAGCCAAAACCGCGGCGCUCAGCCAGAUGACGUCUCUGCAUCCCAACUUAAGAACACCAACUCCGCUUCCACAACCCUCCCCUCUGCCCCGGUCGGUGGUCUCCGUGAGGACCGCGAGGCUCAGGAGAAGUACCCCGAGGCUCUAGGUGGUCAAGGAAACUUCCCAGGCGCUCACCUUGCCACCAGCGGCUACACCGGUGGUCCCACCGCCGCGAAGCAGGAUAUGGGCAUCAACUCCGGUAGCCAGGCCCACGCUAGCGGUAGCAGCAAGCACAAUGCCGGCCAGGCUCCAUCUUACGUCGCCGAUGUGACAGAUGGAUACCAGCACUCGAAGCCUGAUGGCCGUAACAUUCACGAAGGUGGAUUCUCGUCUGAUGACAAAAAUGCCAGCUUCGACUCCGAGAUUGGUUCCGAGCAAGACCCCGCUCGUGCUGCCAUUAAUAAGUUCCAGCGCACUAACGCUAAGAGUGCACCCGAUGCUGGGGUUCCCCGCCAGAAGGGCGUGAACACUGAGACUUCAUUCGAUGCUUUGGAGACGGAUCAGCGUGCUUAA